AUGUUAGACGAUACAAGUCGACCAUUUCAUUUAGCUGCUGCAUCAACAAAUGGAAAAAAAACUUUAAUAAAUCAAUUUCAAUUACCAUUACCAUGGACAUUUUCAUUUCAUAAUCAAAUACCACCAAAUAUAUUUAUACUUCCAUCUAAAGGUCAUCUUCAUUAUGAAAAUUAUUAUCAAACAAAUUCUCUUGCAACAAGAAAACAAAUGUUAUUAAAUGAACGUGAUCGACGUGCACAUUUAGCACGUAAAUUUAGUAUAAAUCAUUCACCAUCAUUUGCAUGGUAUUCUCCAUCAUUAUCAUUAACAUCAAAUUAUUCAUUAAAAAAUCUUUCCGAUAUAUUACGUAUAACAUUAGUCUAUUUUGAAAAUACAAUUCCAUUACCAUUUAUGCAUUCACAUUGGAAACGUUAUCGAUAUAUAUGGGCUAAACAAUUACUUAAUUUCAAUCAACAUAUAUCAUUAUCAAAAUUAAUUUAUCUUUUACUUCAAUUUGAAACUUGUAUUAAAUCAGUUUCAUAUUUUGACUUAUUUACUGAUCAAGUUGGUUAUUUAAAAUUUCGUCGUGAAACAGAAAAAGAACGUGAUGAAGCAAAAAAAGAAGAAAAAGAUGCAUUUAUAAGACGAAAAAUUGAUGCUGAUUCCAUUAUACAAUAUGUACAUUUUACACGACCAUUAAAACAUAGUGUACAUAAACAACGUGGUGAAGAAUAUCGUUUAGCUGGUGGUCAAGGAUGGACAUUUAUACGUUCAACUCGUCGUACAAUAAUACCAAAUAAAAAACAAUCAUUCGAUAUUAAUUCCUUAUUAAUACGUCGUGAAAAUAUGUCAAAUGCUAUAUUAAAUGAACGUAAUAGAAUUAUUAAUUUAAUUGAAAUUAAACUUAAAAAUGAUUUAGGAAAUGAUAUUAAUAUUGAAAAUGAAUUAAACAAUUUAUUAUUAACAGCUAAAGAUGAUAAUGAUGAUUUAAUUGAUGAUUUAACAUUUAUUAAUUAUAAAAAAAUUGAUUAUAAUGGUGUAUCUUAUAGAUAUCCAAUUAUGUUAGACGAUACAAGUCGACCAUUUCAUUUAGCUGCUGCAUCAACAAAUGGAAAAAAAACUUUAAUAAAUCAAUUUCAAUUACCAUUACCAUGGACAUUUUCAUUUCAUAAUCAAAUACCACCAAAUAUAUUUAUACUUCCAUCUUAUAUACUUCGACGUCUUGCACGAGCAUCAAUGACAUUAACAGAUGUACCAGGUUUUAUUAAUUCACGUUUAAGUGGUAUUGGAACGAGAUUUGGUUGGCCUUAUCCAUGUGGUAGACCAUCUGUUCGAACGGCAUGGUGUUAUAAAGUACAAACAAGUACUUCAUUUUUUUCAAUUGCUCAUCAUAUCAAAUAUUUAUGGAAUUGUAUAAGAUGGGAUCUUCUGACAGAAAAACUUUCCAAUAUUGAUGAAUCAUCCAUAACAACUCAUGUUGAUAAUGAUGGUAUAACAACAACAAUACAAGUUUUAGCUAAACGUGAUUCUGGUCCAUAUAAUUCCUAUUGUGAAUAUUUUGUUCGUAAAACAAUUCAUCCACAAACAAAUGAAUCAUCAAAUUUUAAUAUUCCUAUAUCAAAAUCACGUAGUCGUGCGGUUCCUCAUCCAUCAUCAAUAUUAACAUCAAAUCGUUUAAUUCUUAGUGAACAAUGGUUACCUGAAAGACAACUUCAACCAAAUCAAAUCAAAUAUUAUUAUCAAUGUUUACAAGAAAAAAAUUAUAAACGUUUACAUAAAAAAACAAAUGAUGAUAGAAAAAAACAUAAAAAGAAAACACCAAUAUUAAACAAUCCAAUACAACAACAACAACAGCAACCAGCUAAACCAUUUAUUGUUCGUAUACCUCAUUUGCAACCUAAAUCAACAUUAAAUACUGAAAGUGGAAAAGUUGUUAUUGUCAAAGCAACUGGUGAAUCAUCAUCAACAAAUCUUCCAAUACAACAAAAAUCAUUUUCUGUUGUUAAAUUAGCUGAUGGACAAAUUAUUCUUGUUCCAACAACAACUGUUCAACAAAAUGAUAAUGGAAUUUCAAAAAUUAUUAAAGCAUCAUCACCACCAAAAUCUCAACCACAAACAAUAUCUAUUAGUCCACAAGAACGUCGUUUACGUCCAAUAGCACCAGCUCCUUUAACAUCGAUUCAAACACCAAAUGAAUUAUUACAUAGUCUUCUUGCUCAACAACAACAACAACUUCUCCUUCAACAGCAGCAACAACAACAAUUGGAGACAAUCGUACGUUUCGAACAACCAACAACAAUUGAAGAUACUCCAUUAACAACUAUUUCCGAAACAGUUACGAUCGAUACGAAUGGUUCCGCAAUAAAACCAAAAAUUGAACCAACACCGAUUGUUAUACAAAAAACAAAAAAUCUUCGUAAAACAAUACCAAUACCAUCAAUAGUUGAUGAUAAAAAAAUAAAAAUUGAUCCCGAAGAAGGCAUUCGAAUAAAAAUUUGUGAAGCCGUUCUUCGCUCAAUAAUGACUAGAAUUGAACGUGAACAACAUCAAGAAUCUAUGAAAAAACGUAUUAAAAAUUCAAAUACAAUAACACCAAUAUCUAAUCAUCGUCAAAUAAUUUUAACACGUUUAUUAAAUGAACGUGUAGAUAGUCUUCGAAAAGAUUUUAUUGCAUAUCGUCUCAAUCGAAAAACAGCAUUAGUCAAAGAACAAGUUCAAACACAACGUCUUAAACAACAACAAAUGAUACUUAAACAACAGCAACAACAACAGCAACAAGCAACAGUUGUUAAACAAGAAGAAUUAAGUUCAGAUGAUGAUAAAGAGAAAACUAUUGAUAUUCCAGCGCCGCCUAAAAUUAAAAAAGCAAGAAAAAGUACUGGAAAUGAAAAUAAAAGUAAACGACAAGAUACACCCAAAUCAUCUGAACAAAAAAUUAAAAAAACACCAGCUAAACGAACACGUCCACUUCCACCAACAAAAACUACUGAUAAUGAUCAACAACCUGUAUCAAAAAAAGCUCGUCGUUCACGUGUGAAUGUAUCAUCUGAUAAUGAUGAAAAUCUUCUUAAAAAUCUUAAACCUUCAUCGUCAACAUCAAUAACACCACCACCAACAACAACAAUAGCUAAAAUGAAAUCUACUGAAAAAUCUAAAAAAAUUAUAACAAUAAAAAAUUCAUCAAAUAAAAAAGAAAAAACCGAAAUCAAUAUCUCAGAUAUUAAUUGUAGUUGUCAAAGAACUGAUAUUCAAGAAAAAUUUUUUAUACAAUGUGAAUUAUGUUCACGAUGGUUACAUGGUACAUGUGUUGGUUUAACACCACGUCUUGCGGAAAAAUUAAAAGAAUUUAUAUGUCAAGAUUGUACAUAUUUAACACAAAAAGCUAAAGAACGUUUAUAUUGUAUUUGUCAAAAACCAUAUGAUGAAUCAAAAUUUUAUAUUGGUUGUGAUGUUUGUGCUGAUUGGUUACAUGGUUCUUGUGUUAGUAUAACACCAGAAGAAGCUGAAAAAUUUGAAGUUUAUGUUUGUCCAAGAUGUUCAACAAAAAAAAAACAAGAAUUUCUUAAUAAACCGAUAAAUAACGAAAUGCAAAACGAUUUGUUAAAUCUUACCGAUCAAUUAUUAGUAAAUAAAAUUUCAUAUUGA
Molecule: messenger RNA, 3624 nt
Organism: Rotaria sp. Silwood2
Lineage: Eukaryota; Metazoa; Rotifera; Eurotatoria; Philodinida; Philodinidae
Source: the annotation of a GenBank genome assembly